AUGGAGCUGGGGAAGGCGAAGCUUCUGAGAACUGGCCUCAACGCGUUGCACCAAGCCAUUCACCCGGUGCAUGGGAUUGCCUGGACUGAUGGGAAGCAGGUGAUCCUGACCUCUCUACACCUCCACCACGGGGAGCCCAAGUUCGGCGACUCGAGCGUCGUGGGUCAGUUUGAACACGUCCAUGGGCUCUACUGGGGCCCGUGUCCCCCAGAGGGGCCGGCGCUGCUCGCGGUCCAGCACAAGAAGCACAUCACCAUCUGGCAGCUCUGCUUCAGUGCUACUGAAAGGAACAAGCUCUUGGUCUCCCAGAUCUGCGAGGUCAGCGAGCCCUUCCCGGUGCUCCCGCAGGGCUGUGUGUGGCACCCCAGGAAGGAGAUCCUGGCUGUGCUGACGACACGGGACGCUUCUGUCCUGCACUCGGUUCACCUCAACAACUCCAGGAUCAAAGCAGAUAUCAAGGGCAGUGGUCUCAUCCACUGUGCCUGUUGGACAAAGGAAGGCAACCGCUUGGUAGUGGGGGUUGGCAGUGCCCUUCAUUCUUACGUUUGGGAUGAUGCUCAGAAAACACUCAACGCCUGCUCUUUUUGCCCCAUCUUUGAUGUGGGAGGCUACAUCUGUGCCGUGGAAGCUACUCUCAAUUUCCAAGUUGCUGUGGCCACCGAGCUUCCUCUGGACAAGAUCUGUGGCUUAAACGCUGGUGUUGCCUUUGAAGUCCCAGCAGGCACCGAGACAGAGUCCUUGCUCUCACAGUCCAGCUUAUGUGGUGAGGAGGAGUAUUCCAUGGAUGGGGGGAAAAAGACACUGGACCCUGAGAAGCCCUUGUCCGUUGUGACAUCCCCUGUGGAUCUAACUCACAUCCUUUCUAGCAAGCAGGGUGCUGAUUCCAGUCCUCUUCUUCACCUGAGGCCCAAGGACUACCUAACAGGAAGUGGCCAAGAUUCUUCACAUCUUAUCUUGGUGACCUUUGAAAGAAAGGUUACCUCUACCAAAAAAGUGAGCAUUCCAGGCAUUCUGGUUCCUGAUAUAAUGGCUUUUGACCCCAAAACUCAAACUGUAUCAGUGGCCUCCAAUACUUGCAAUGUUAUUUUAGUCUAUUCACUGACUUCAUCGAACUUACCCAAUAUUCAACAAAUUCAGCUAGAGAAAAAUGAGAAGCCAAAGGGUCUGUGCUUCUUGACCAAUAAAUUGUUACUGAUACUGGUUGGAAGACAAAAAUUCACUGACCCUGCAUUCCUUCCCUCCUCAAGAUCAGACAAAUACAUGAUCCGAUUGAUGAUUAAGGAACUCAUCUUGGAAAUGGGUCCUUCGACAUCCGCGCCAGCGAACGUGAGUCCCACUUUGAACCUUUCCAACAUACCUCAUGAUCUCCCUGCAGAUGGUCACCCUCUCAGCCCUGGACUCUUGAUACCAGAUCGUGUUGCCAUUCAGUCCCCUACCAGCAGAAGGAAACUCAUUGAAGAAAUUAAGAGUCCUGUGUACGAGCAAAGUUCGUCGUUGAACAUGAGUGACCUCAAGGAUAGAAGGAUCUCCAUGAAUUGUUCUCCAGCUGCCGAGUCUCUCGGUGCUGAACCAGUUCAUCGGGCUGGGCCGCUCCCUGCCACACCACUGGCCUUUUCUAACAAGCCAACAUCUCCAAAAAGGCAGGCAGAUGCAGCUUUCAAAAUACCAAACUCUUACAAGAAUAACCUAUUCACUGAAAAGGAGACGAGUUACUUUUCAAAAAAUGUAGAAAAACUGACUGGUAACUUCACAGACCUGCAGCAUCAACUCCGUGAAUUAACUGAGCUGCUAAAAUCUAGGAAGAGAAGUAUUCCAGUGUACCCAUCUUUUCAGGAGCCCUCUUUUGUUAACAUCACCUGCCAGAAGCAGCUUUCCAGAAGUGAUUCAGAUGAAAGGAGAGCUGUUAUUCUUUGUGGUGGUAGACUCCAUCUCAACACAGUCCAGCAGAUAUUCAAUCUCUCCCUUGUAGAAAUGCAACAUGGUCCAUCCUGGAUUGUCCUCACAGCAGACAGCGAAGGCUUCAUCCCAUUGACAUUCGCACCCGCGCAGGAGGUGGUUGUAAGAGAUGCCAGCACCAGAGGCUACAGUGCCCGCUCCUCCAAAACGCUGGACAUCAUCAGCUCCACAGAAAGGUGCAGACCCACUUCUUCUGAAAGCCUGGAUAUCACGAGUUCUUUGGAAGUCCUCAGAGACUGCUCUUCCAAGACCUUAGACAGCAGCAGUCCUCCAGGACAAGCCCAGCAGUAA
Chaetura pelagica (chimney swift) is the source of this 2247-nucleotide messenger RNA. RefSeq names its product WD repeat-containing protein C2orf44 homolog. Bases 1 to 2247 code for a protein of 748 amino acids. The transcript has 4 exons. The record is from RefSeq and is a predicted model, not a curated record. Gene Ontology annotation, molecular function: kinase binding. Lineage: Eukaryota; Metazoa; Chordata; Aves; Apodiformes; Apodidae.